UCUUGAUGGCACUACCUAUCUCCUUUUGUCUGGGGAGGCCUAAUGCCUAUGAUCAAUGCAGAGGUUAUCGAACCGCCAAAUGUCAUGAAAAUGGUAGUGCCGUCUUUGAUCUUUCGUUUCUGUUGUUUUACCAAAACUUCGUUCAAGCACUUCUGGUUCUUCUGUCUGCUCUCUCUGUCUCUCUUUCCUCCAUUGUCUAUUCCUUAUCCUCCACUCCAAUCUCUGCUCCACAAAUCAUCCUUGUCUUAUCCUUGACUGCUAAUUUAGGAAACAAAACCAAAUAUGGAACAAGAUCCCAUUUAUCAGUUCCUUAUUUGAGUUCCUGUUGACUUUAUAGCGAGCAGAUUGUGCACUCCUGCAGCCACAAAUUUCAAUCAUAAACAAAACCCGCUAUUUCUUUUUCCUUUCUUUUGUCUCUCAAUCAAUCUGCAAUGGAGAAAUCUGGUUAUGGUCGUGAUGGUAUUUACAGGUCACUAAGACCAAAACUUGUCCUUCCUAAGGAUCCUAACCUUUCUUUGGUCUCGUUUCUUUUUAGAAACUCCAAUUCUUACCCUCAUAAACCGGCUCUUAUUGAUGCGGAUUUGUCUAUAACCUUAUCUUUUUCAGAGCUCAAAUCCAUUGUCAUCAAGGUCGCUCAUGGAUUACUCAACCUGGGCAUCUCUAAAAAUGAUGUUGUUCUUAUCUUUGCUCCCAAUUCUUACCAAUUCCCUAUCUGUUUCUUGGCUAUCACUUCCACUGGUGCUAUUGCAACAACUGCAAAUCCUCUUUAUACAACCUCAGAACUUUCGAAACAGAUUAAAGAUUCUAAUCCCAAGUUGAUUAUUACAGUCCCUGAAUUGUGGGACAAAGUGAAAGGUUUCAAUUUGCCUGCUGUCUUUUUAGGACCCAAACGAGUGUCUUUGCCGUUGGAGUCAGGUUCUAGAAUCACAAGUUUCGAUUCUUUGGUUGGGUUAGGAGGAUCUAAUUCUCAGUUUCCUUCGAGUAAUGUGAAGCAAAGUGAUAUAUCUACGCUUUUGUAUUCGUCAGGGACUACAGGGGUUAGUAAAGGAGUGAUUUUGACACAUGGGAAUUUCAUUGCUGCUUCUUUAAUGGUCACUAUGGAUCAAGUAAUGGCAGGUGAGAUGCACGAUGUUUUCCUUUGUUUCUUGCCCAUGUUUCAUGUGUUUGGAUUGGCUGUGAUCACUUACUCACAGCUACAAAUGGGAAAUGCUGUUGUGUCAAUGGGAAAGUUUGCAUUUGAGAUGGUUUUGAAGACUAUUGAGAAGCACAGAGUGACCCAUAUGUGGGUUGUGCCUCCAGUGGUGCUUGCUUUGGCUAAACAGGAUAUGGUUAAGAAGUAUGACCUUUCGUCGUUGAGAAAUAUUGGUUCUGGUGCUGCCCCUCUGGGAAAAGAUUUGAUGAAGGAAUGUGCCAAGAAUUUGCCUGAUACUAUAAUUUCUCAGGGCUAUGGCAUGACUGAAACUUGUGGCAUUGUAUCAGUGGAGGAUUCGAGACUAGGUGUUCGACAUUCUGGCUCUGCUGGAAUACUUGCUGCAGGAAUUGAGGCCCAGAUAGUCAGUGUGGAAACUCUAAAGCCUCUCCCUCCUAAUCAGUUAGGGGAAAUAUGGGUUAGGGGACCCAAUAUGAUGAGAGGUUAUUUCAAUAACCCGCAAGCCACAAAAGAUACCAUAGAUAAGAAGGGUUGGGUCCAUACUGGAGAUCUUGGAUAUUUUGAUGAUGAUGGACAACUUUUUGUGGUCGAUCGGAUUAAAGAGCUCAUCAAGUAUAAAGGUUUUCAGGUUGCACCUGCAGAACUGGAAGGGCUGCUAGUUUCUCAUCCUCAAAUUUUGGAUGCUGUUGUCAUCCCAUAUCCUGAUGCUGAAGCUGGUGAGGUCCCAGUUGCAUAUGUUGUGCGCUCACCCAAUAGCGCACUGACUGAAGUAGAUGUUCAGGAAUUUAUUGCUGAUCAAGUUGCACCUUUCAAAAGAUUGCGGAAGGUGACUUUCAUAAAUACUGUACCUAAAUCAGCUUCAGGAAAAAUCCUCAGAAGAGAGCUCAUUCAGCAAGUAAAAUCCAAGAUAUGAGGUUCCACGGUCCCUUCGCAGAUACUUGGCUUGCAGGAGAAUCGACCUGGAUUCUUAACUUGGCUUCCAUUUCUCUUCUUGUUGUUGAAUGAAAAAGGAUUUUUAUUUAAGAUUUCCAGUUACUAAGUAAAUUGUUUUUUCAACAUGUUAUGGAAGUUACUAUCAGUCUCAAGUAAACUACUGUUCUUCAAA
This is a messenger RNA of Populus nigra (black poplar), 2255 nucleotides long. RefSeq names its product probable CoA ligase CCL7. Bases 432 to 2063 code for a protein of 543 amino acids. The transcript is spliced from 6 exons. Lineage: Eukaryota; Viridiplantae; Streptophyta; Magnoliopsida; Malpighiales; Salicaceae. The record is from RefSeq and is a predicted model, not a curated record. Gene Ontology annotation, molecular function: CoA-ligase activity.